AUGGGUUCCCAGCUGUUGAUCGUCUUUGCCUCGUCGGCCCUGGUGGCGUUGGUCUUUGCCGGGAUUAAGACCGAUAUUCUCAUCCGGAAAGGCAGCUACUCGCCAGGCCAUCAAGUCGUUGCGGGCGAUGACAAGUAUCGCGUGGCUUUGAUGGAAAUCGACAUCGGCAAGAAUGAUCAGUAUGCUGUCUGUGAUGGCAGCAUGUACGGCGAUAGCUCUCCCUGCAUGAUCAACAGCACAGGCCAGGAGGGUAUCUGGGCAGCGUCCCAGCUUUACCUCAAAAUCUACACCCAGACGCCGCAGCUGCCUGACGCCUUCCGCAUUCGUUGCAUCAGGAUUGACGACCAGUACGACGGGGAUGUCAGGCGCUACGAAGGUGAAUUCUUCAUCGGGCAAAACAUCACCGACGCCUGCCAUUUACACUAUGACAAGUGGACCGGUGACAAGGUGGAAAGAGGCCUUAAUAGCCCGUGCACGUCAUGCUGUGAUUGGCAACUUUGCGAUGGGAACAGCUACAUCCUGAACGAGGACUACAAAUACAAACUA
Molecule: messenger RNA, 546 nt
Organism: Mesorhabditis spiculigera
Lineage: Eukaryota; Metazoa; Nematoda; Chromadorea; Rhabditida; Rhabditidae
Source: the annotation of a GenBank genome assembly